Messenger RNA from Aspergillus glaucus CBS 516.65, 577 nucleotides. RefSeq lists its product as uncharacterized. The transcript has a single exon. The coding region runs from base 1 to 534 and encodes 177 amino acids. Lineage: Eukaryota; Fungi; Ascomycota; Eurotiomycetes; Eurotiales; Aspergillaceae. The record is from RefSeq and is a predicted model, not a curated record.
AUGUCUGCACCAUCCCUCACUAUUCAACAUCAAUACAGAGAAAGCAGCCAUUCUGUUAGGCGACAGUGCCGGCGUGUCUCACUUAGAGUUUGCAUAUCAUCGGCUAUCGAGGGUCAUCGUGAGGAACCUGGUGCAAGGCACCGCCAUGAAGAUGGUCAUUUUGACCUCCUCCGCGCGUUCAGUAAUCUGAAGCAUGACUACAUCCAAGCAGAGGUUCUACUUGGUGGGUGCUGCGAGCCACCCCGGGCUCCCUUCCGUUCAAAGGACACACUACCAUCUACUCUCGAAUCAUUGAUGCUGCACGAAAAAGAAGGAUUCUAUGUCAUCACUGAUUUGCCUGUUCAAUUGCAGGAAAUGACCAGCGGGGAUUUUCCAUUCCUCAAUUCCAUUGUACUGGAGGACCUGGAAUCCCUGCGUAAUGAUAACGAGGUUUUUAUAUUACCAUAUCAAACCCUCAACAGACAUGUAGGGAGGACGUCGUCGGGAAAUGUGGCCGUGGGCAAAGACGCUCUAUAUGCGAACCGACGGAGAUGAUCGAAAUAUGGCGCUUGCUUAUGCACCAAAGCAACUUCGGAAU